Hevea brasiliensis (rubber tree) is the source of this 1342-nucleotide messenger RNA. Its product is annotated as metalloendoproteinase 4-MMP-like. The coding region runs from base 201 to 1280 and encodes 359 amino acids. Lineage: Eukaryota; Viridiplantae; Streptophyta; Magnoliopsida; Malpighiales; Euphorbiaceae. Gene Ontology annotation, molecular function: metalloendopeptidase activity; zinc ion binding. The record is from RefSeq and is a predicted model, not a curated record. The transcript has a single exon. Gene Ontology annotation, biological process: extracellular matrix organization; proteolysis; collagen catabolic process. Gene Ontology annotation, cellular component: extracellular matrix.
AAUAACCUUUCAUGUCUUCGUCUCUUAGAUAACUCAUAUCAUACUCAUAUGUGUAUCAUACAUUUUAAACUGUCUAAUCACUAUCAUAAUAUCAUUAAAUCCCUCCACUUAAAUUACCCAUAUAACCUUUUCUUUCCAAUAAAGCUUCCCUCCACACCUGCAACCCAAAGUCUCCAACGCGACGUUACCCAUACCUCACCAUGCUUCCAUCUCUCGCUUGUUGCCUCAAAACUUCCCUUGUUCUAUUUCUCCUCCACAACCCGCCAUGCGUCACCUCCAGACGAACACCGGGCUUUGCACUGUCGCCACCAAUGGAAACAACCAUCCAAGACAACAACAACUACACGUGGCACAAUUUCAAAACCUUCCUCAAUGCCAGGAAGGGCAGCCACGUUAGCGGCAUGUCCGAGCUCAAAAGAUACUUCCAUCGUUUCGGUUAUCUCCAACUACGCGAUUUCGAUAACAUAACAGAUAAUUUCGAUGCUGGGUUCGAAUCGGCGGUUCUUCGGUAUCAAGCUAAGCUAGGUCUCCCAAUCACUGGUAAGCUCGAUUCUCAUACCAUAUCGCAAAUAAUGGCACCCAGAUGCGGGGUACCCGAUACGGUUCACAAACUGCAUGCUUCAAGAAAUUACGUGUAUUUUCCUGGGAAACCUCGGUGGACUCGCCACAUACCGAUGACUCUCACUUACUCGUUCUCGCCAGAGAAUUUGAUCAGCUACUUGAGCUUAUCGGAUGUAAAGAACGUGUUUAAACAUGCUUUCGCCCGAUGGGGAUCGGUGAUUCCGGUGAGCUUUAUGGAGACGGAUGAUUAUGGUUUCGCUGAUAUUAAAAUUGGAUUUUACAGUGGCGAUCAUGGAGAUGGAGAACCGUUCGAUGGGAUUUUAGGAGUGCUAGCACACUCAUUUUCGCCAGAGAGCGGCAAGUUUCAUCUUGAUGCUGCGGAAACGUGGGCCGUUGAACUCGGAAUGGAGAAAUCAGAGGUUGCAGUAGACUUGGAAUCAGUGGCUAUACAUGAGAUUGGACACUUGUUAGGGUUGGCUCACUCUCCUGUUAAUGAGGCGGUCAUGUACCCUAGCUUGAAACCUAGGAAAAAGAAGGUGGAUUUGAGUGUUGAUGAUAUACAAGGGGUCCAAGCUCUCUAUGGAUCUAACCCAAAUUUCACACUCGGGUCUUUGUUAAAGUCCGAUAUUUCUACAAAUCAAUCCCUUCAUCAAAGGGUCAGAUAUUCCCUGUGGUCCACAUUGUUUAUUGCUUUAUUAUUGAUGCUUUUGUGCAUGUAAAAUCAUAACAUUCAUUUUUUGAUUUUUUUUUUUUAUUUGGAUUCAUUCGAAUUCGAAAAUUC